Messenger RNA from Sapajus apella (tufted capuchin), 2136 nucleotides. Its product is annotated as coiled-coil domain-containing protein 33-like. The coding region runs from base 15 to 1205 and encodes 396 amino acids. NCBI's taxonomy places the organism in Eukaryota, Metazoa, Chordata, Mammalia, Primates, Cebidae. Gene Ontology annotation, cellular component: peroxisome. The record is from RefSeq and is a predicted model, not a curated record. The transcript has 8 exons.
UGCCAGCGGUAAAGAUGAUGGAGCCAGGGCCCCCACCCCCUCCAGCCCCCACGGCUGCUGCAGGCCUCGGUGACAGCCUGUCUGAUAUGAACUACUACCGGCAGGCCAUGCAGAGGAUGGCAGAGGACAUCCUGUCGCUGCGGAGACAGGCCAGCAUCCUGGAAAGAGAGAACCGCAUACUGAGGAGCCACCUGGCCCAGCAGGAGGAAGACGGCCAGGGCAAAGCCAGUGAGGCCCGGCACACGGUGUCCGUGAAGCAGAAACUGCUGCUGAGUGAGCUGGAUAUGAAGAAACUGAGGGACAGGGUGCAGCAUUUGCAGAAUGAGCUGAUUCGAAAGAAUGAUCAAGAGAAGGAGCUGCUCCUCCUGUAUCAGGCUCAGCAGCCACAGGCCGCACUGCUGAAGCAGUACCAGGCCAAGGUGCAGAAGAUGAAGGCGCUGGAGGAGACCGUGCGGCACCAGGAGAAGGCAGGUGCCAGAGGGGCUGUCCCGGAGGCCCACCAAUGUUGGCAGGGUAGGGAGCCCCGGGUCCAGCCCAGCCUCUGCUCUGCCCUCCAGGUGAUCGAGAAGAUGGAGCAGGUGCUGGAAGACAGGCUGCGGGACAGGAGCAAGCCCCCACCUCUAAACAGGCAGCCAGGAAAGCCCAGCACAGGCUUCCCUGGGCUCUCAGCCUCUGGCCUGCCCCUAGGUUCUACGACAGAGAACCUGCCGCUUGAACUUUACUCUGCGCUGCUGGCAGAAAAUGCGAAGCUGCGGGCGGAGCUGGAUAAGAACCGCCACCAGCCAGCCCCCAUCAUUUUGCAGCAGCAGGCCCUGCCGGUGGACCCUGGGGAGUUGGGAGCAGGAGGAGACUUGGCAGAGAGGCUGCAAGAGAUACAUGGCCCAGGCCACUCCAAGUGCACACAGACGCUGCCCGCACAGGAUCUCCUCUCUGAUACUUCAGACAAGUUCAACCUCCUGGCCAAGCUAGAACGAGCUCAGAGCCGGAUCCUGUCCCUCGAAAGCCAGUUAGAGGACUCAGCUCGACGCUGGGGACGAGAGAAGCAGGAUCUAGCCACACGGCUGCAGGAACAAGAAAAUGGUUUCAGGCAUCCCUCGAACUCCAUCAUCAUAGGACAGCCUGUGAGUGACCCCCCUGGAGAAGCUCCUGGGGGUUCAGGUGGUGGAGCAGGCAGCCACCCCACCUCCAAAGUCACUGGGCCCUGAGAAAACCACUGUGGGGCCAAAUCCGGGAUUGGGAAUCAGAAGUCCUAGGCUCCUAUUCCUGCUCUGUUUCCAACCGAAGGCUUGGUCUCAAGUCCCCCACUGUCUGAGUAGAACAGAAAACCCCUGCCAAGACCACCCCUUCCCCCAUGGGGUGCUGUGAAACUCAAGGAGAUGACGGUGGAUGAGGGGCCACACAGGCAUCUCUGGGAUGCCCUGGCUCUGAGUGUGCUUUAGAACUGGCUGCACGCAUGGGCAAGGCAGCUUGCGGCCCUACCUCCCUGACUCCACGGAGCCUCAGAAAUUAGCACACCCUUGUUAGGUGGCCACGAUGUAGGCUCCACUUUGCCGACUUCCCAAGAACAAACAGGACUGCUCACAACGGCCCCUCAAGUUCAACCCCGGGGCUGCCCAGCCCCACAAAGCAAAGACCCUGACUUCUGCUCUUCAGCCAGCUGUGCUUUGCCCAUGGCCAGAGCUCAGGGAAAGGCCUGGAAAGGAUGAGGAAAUAGGCAAAGAGCAAAGGCUACCUUUACACACUCACCUGAGCGCUGGGGACUGCUGGAGAAAUUAGGUGUCAAUAUGGCGAAAUGGGUCUUUGCAGGCAUGACCCAGUGGGCUCUGGAUCUGAGGCCUGGUUUGUCAGGCAAUAUGCCCUUGAGCAGGUCACCCGCUGGGAACGGGGGGUACUCAUGCAGCCUACUUUGCAUACCACAGAAUGCCCCCAUCCACUCCAAGGACCUCAAGCAGCCCUCAAAGCUGGAGCCCCUGCUGCCCAGCUCUGACAAUAAGCUCAACAGGCAGUCGACCCCCCAGGAGGAGACCACUAACUCUCAGCAGACCUGAGCCCCGGAGCAGCCCUCCUUCGCUGUGUGCUAGGGAGUCUCAUCCCCGCCCUCUAAAAAUGACUUGAUUAAACGCUGUAGCUCUGUGA